Molecule: messenger RNA, 784 nt
Organism: Centruroides sculpturatus (bark scorpion)
Lineage: Eukaryota; Metazoa; Arthropoda; Arachnida; Scorpiones; Buthidae
Gene: eIF3k
Product: eukaryotic translation initiation factor 3 subunit K-like
Exons: 8
Coding region: 41-694 (217 amino acids)
Biological process (GO): regulation of translational initiation
Cellular component (GO): cytoplasm; eukaryotic translation initiation factor 3 complex
Molecular function (GO): ribosome binding; translation initiation factor activity
Source: RefSeq, a predicted model, not a curated record
CGCUCCGAAAUUGGAAAACAGAAACGUGUUAAGAAACAAGAUGGCGGAAGCAAUGCGAGCAACGGUGGCAUCUAUGUUAAGGGGAAUUGAUAGGUAUAAUCCAGAAAAUCUCCAAACUCUUCAUAAAUACGUGGAAAUCCAAGCCAGGGAGAAUGCUUAUGAUCUCGAAGCAAAUUUGGCUGUUCUCAAAUUAUAUCAGUUUAAUCCGCCGAAAUUUCAGAAGCACGUGGUGGAACAGAUACUGUUGAAAGCCCUCACCAACCUUCCGCACACGGAUUUUGUUUUGUGCAAGUGUCUGAUCGAUCAGAGUCACUUUGAACAGAGCAAAAUCAAGGAAAUUAUUGAGUUACACGAUUUAUUAGAAAUGGCAAAAUUUAGAGAGUUUUGGAAAAAAAUAAAAACCAUGAAAGAAAUCAAUACAAUAACUGGUUUUGAAGACUCCAUUCGAAAAUUCAUAUGCCACAUAAUUAACAUUACCUACCAAAGGGUGAGCAAAUCGGAACUGGCAGAACUACUAGGAAACUUGGAAGACAACCAAUUGGAUUUGGCUAUGUGGAUGAGCAAAUACGGAUGGAAGGACAUCGGCGACGGAAUGGUCUUUGUGGCCAAUCAGGAAGAAAACAUCAAGACCAAGAAUAUUGCAGAGAAGAUAGACUUCGAAAGUACUGCUGCUAUAAUGUCGUCCUGCAGGUGAAGGUAUCGCUUCAAAUAAAAACUUUUGUAUACUGUUUGGAGUCGGAAUAAUGUUUUAUUAAUACAAAAUAAAAGAAAAAAUACUAGACAA